Messenger RNA from Castor canadensis (American beaver), 705 nucleotides. NCBI's taxonomy places the organism in Eukaryota, Metazoa, Chordata, Mammalia, Rodentia, Castoridae. The record is from RefSeq and is a predicted model, not a curated record.
AAUCGGUGGACAACUGCCCCAGCAACUGUUAUGGCAAUGGCGACUGCAUCUCGGGGACCUGCCACUGCUUCCUGGGCUUUCUGGGCCCCGACUGCGGCCGAGCCUCCUGCCCUGUGCUCUGCAGUGGGAACGGCCAGUACAUGAAGGGUAGGUGCCUGUGCCACAGCGGCUGGAAGGGUGCUGAGUGCGAUGUGCCCACCAACCAAUGCAUCGAUGUGGCCUGCAGCAGCCAUGGCACCUGCAUCACAGGCACCUGUAUCUGCAACCCCGGCUACAAGGGCGAGAGCUGUGAGGAAGUGGACUGCAUGGACCCCACGUGUUCCGGUCGGGGUGUCUGCGUGAGAGGCGAGUGCCACUGCUCCGUGGGAUGGGGAGGCACCAACUGUGAAACACCCAGAGCCACGUGCCUGGACCAGUGCUCAGGCCAUGGGACCUUCCUCCCAGACACCGGGCUUUGCACCUGUGACCCAAGCUGGACCGGACAUGACUGUUCCAUCGGUAAAUGCUCAAUAGAUUGCAUAAUAUCUGUGCUGCUGACUGGAGGCCAUGGCGUCUGCGUGGGAGGCACCUGCCGCUGUGAGGAUGGCUGGAUGGGGGCAGCAUGCGAUCAACGGGCCUGCCACCCGCGCUGCACUGAGCAUGGGACCUGCCGCGAUGGCAAGUGCGAGUGCAGCCCUGGCUGGAACGGCGAGCACUGCACCAUCG